AACGUAGGCGAGAGACAACUUCGCACGCUUCGGCCUGUCAUCGUCGGCAGCGUGCGAAAGUUGCGGCAUCGCUUUUCCGUAAGUUUACUCGAGUUGUUCGCGAGGAAAAGGAACGUUUCGAUAGCCCAAAAAAAGUUGGACCGCCGCAGGUAAAUAAUCGUCGAGUUUGAUGAAAAGCGCUCGACGUUCCACAAUCGUGGCUCGUCCGAGGAAACGGGAGGCGCACAUGUUACGAAUCACAGCUGUCAUUCCGGGAGAGUAAACAGAGAGAGAGAGAGAGCUCCGGUUCCCGGAUUACUGGAAACCUGACCAUGUCCGUAACCGAGGAGAGAAUACAGGAAUUAAACAAACGAUUCUUGGACUUCAUGGGGAAAAACGAGAAUGUGGAGUCGGCCACGAAAGAAAUUUACGAGGACCUCCUCGACGAGGUAUUGAUGGGUUUUGUUUUCGACGUGCAUCGCACCACGAAGACUGGCAGCUCGGAUGUUGAGGAGGGUAUACCUGACGAUGAGUCAUAUGCCAUUGUAGAUUCCCCAGGGUUGGACGUGUUUGGACAGCAUCCUGUUAAAAAAUCUCAAGAAUGCAACUGCCCGAAUUGCGACAGAGGAGUCGCGGCUUGCCGUUUCGCGACGCAUUUGGAAAAGUGCAUGGGUAUGGGACGUAACAGCUCGCGAAUCGCGUCGAGACGUAUCGCGAAUAACUCGAAGGAUCUUAGUAACUUCAGUGGUGUAAUAAGUGACGACGACGACGACGUCGAUUGGAGUUUAAACAAUGACAAACGCAAACGCAGGAAAGAUCGUAAUGGCAUUAAGAGAACGAAACAGCAGAAGAAUAAUCAGAGAAACGGGGAUAGCAUGAAUGAGCAUGUCCAUAGUAGCAAUGAGAAUUCUCCGUCGAAUUACGAGAAUAUGUCUUUGGAGGAUAAGAGGAUUCUGUUGACUCAGAUUUGUGGAGUGAUAUCGGAACACACUAAGAAGCUAUGCACAAGGUCUAUGCGUUGUCCGCAACAUACGGAGGAUCAGAGGAAAGAGAUGAGGGCAAACUUAGAAUCUGGGAAUAAUACUCAAACUGGUCAGGAUAAUCUUCAUGUGGAUGUUGAUACUUAUGAGGAAAGUGAUGGACAAAAUUUAAGAGAAGCUUUGGCUCGUUGGGAUCGAGAAGGCUCGAGCCAUUCGAGUCCAGCUGACUCUACAUCUACUACGUCUACAUCUUCGGUCAGUAGAAAACGAGAGACAAAGACAAAAGGCAAGGGCAAGGGGUCUAAACGCGACCGUGGGUCCCCCAUCUCGCAAGGCGACUAAAAUAGUGUAUUUUAUUUAUUUUUUAACCAUAUAAGCUGUCUAAUGGAAGAAGUUAUGUAAUAAUAAUGUUCCUAUGCUUGUACAAAGCUUCAAAAAUACAUUGUUCAACCCAAAAUGUGUUGAAAUGAUAUUUCCAAUGUCAUUUCUCAGCAUUGUAUGAUAAACUGAUUUAUCAGUGCACCUUCUGCAAGGUAUACAUUGCAACUGAAGAGUAAAAUAUAAAAUAAUCGCGUAAUCGUGUAAAUUACAAUUUAAUUUUUUCCGAAUAAGAUGAAAUUGUUUAUCAACUCCCCUUGAGUCAAUAUUCUGCAAUAACAAUUUACAUGAAUUUGUAACAAUAUUCCAUGUAUAAUGCGAAAGAUUAUAUCUCGCCAUCUAUGAUAAAACAUGUAAGCUUAUUGUCAAUUAGUAUGUACAUUGUUCAAU
Molecule: messenger RNA, 1727 nt
Organism: Nomia melanderi (Alkali bee)
Lineage: Eukaryota; Metazoa; Arthropoda; Insecta; Hymenoptera; Halictidae
Gene: Sgf11
Product: SAGA associated factor 11kDa
Biological process (GO): positive regulation of DNA-templated transcription; regulation of transcription by RNA polymerase II
Cellular component (GO): SAGA complex; DUBm complex
Molecular function (GO): transcription coactivator activity
Source: RefSeq, a predicted model, not a curated record